AUGAAGGUUAGUACUUCUACCCAAUAAUAAAAUGCCGUUGUUAAAAAUAAAUUCAAAGAUAAAAAUUAUCUAGAACAUAAAUUAUAGAAAUUUCUUCCAAAAGUACUAGAAAUUAAUCUUAUUGCAAAAGAACUUAAACGAAAUAUUUCCUUAUAAGCUAAAAUUGCAUCAGAUAUUGAUAAUCAAACAAGCUCUUUAGAAUCUUAAACUUCUAAAAUAUAAAUUUAAGUUGAUAAUAGAGAAUUAGGUUAAGUCUAUAUUUGGGAUUAACCCAAGUUUAAUGAAAGAUAUUACUUAAUUAAAGAUUUGCUAGAAAAAUAUUUCGAAACAAACGAGCUUCCAGCCUUAAAUUCAUAAAACGACCCCUUUUAUGAUCCUCCAGAAGCACAUAUUAUUGGAAGUGGUUAUUUCAAGCUUUUAUAUUUAGCUUAUUUUAUGGAUUCUUAAAUUGAUUUAUCUUUAGUCGGGGAAAAUGGAUAAUGUGGUACUUUAAGUGUAAGUUUAAUUCCUUGUAAUGAAACAGGAGAUAAGAAUUUAGCUGAAGAAAUGGAAAAUGAGAAUUCAGAAAAUAUAAUAGAAGAACCAGGAUAAUUAUUAGGAAAAUAAUUAUAUUUUAAAAUAGUUAUCUCUAAGGCUUAAUUACCAGAACUUUUUUGUAGGGAUACAUAUGUAGAAUAUACACUUAUGAAUUAAUAGGGAAAAAUGGAAACUUAUUAAACUCAAAAAAUAAUAGGAAAAAAUUCUAAACCAAAUUAUAAUUAUUCAAAAAUACAUUCAUAUAGUUAUGUAACAGAAGAACAUUUAUAUUAUUUAUAAGAAAGGAAUCUAGUUUUUAAAGUUCUAGGAUUAGAAGAAAUAAAAGGAGAAAAAUUAAUAUAAACUUAAAUUCCUGUUGAGGAGGAAAUAGAAUUCGCUAAUAAUGCUUUAUUAUAAUAAACUCAAAAACCAUAAAAUAAAGAAGAUUGUAACAUUUUUUGA
This is a messenger RNA of Ichthyophthirius multifiliis, 978 nucleotides long. Its product is annotated as kinesin motor domain protein. The transcript has 4 exons. The record is from RefSeq and is a predicted model, not a curated record. Lineage: Eukaryota; Ciliophora; Oligohymenophorea; Hymenostomatida.